GGAACGGGAGGGAUGGGCGCUCUCCGCCCCUCAGAGCGGCCCCGCCCCAUCGGCAGUGAUCGCGGCGGGCGGCGGAGGCGGUGUCGGGCCGGUAUUUUAGGCACUUGCAGAGAUUGACCACAUCACAGUUAUACAGGCAUGUUUCUUGCUUCCCGAAACUUCUGUUGCCAUGGCAUUAGAACAUGCCUGCUAAGAACAGAUUUGCUUUCCAGAUCCAUCAAACAUUUCACCUCUGCAAUAAAAACAUUUGCUAUCAAGAAUAAGACAAUGUCCUUCAGACACAAAAAUACAAGACGAAUUGAAGGCCUUGAUAGCAAUGUGUGGGUUGAAUUUACAAAAGUGGCAGCAGAUCCCUCAAUUGUUAAUCUUGGUCAAGGCCUCCCUGAUAUAUCCCCUCCCAGCUAUGUUAAAGAAGAGCUGGCAAAAGUGGCAGCAGUGGACAGACUGAACCAGUACACCCGAGGCUUUGGACAUCCAUCACUGGUGAAAGCCUUGUCUCAAGUCUAUGAGAAAGUUUGUGGAAGAAAGAUUGACCCUCUCACAGAUAUCCUGGUGACUGUGGGAGCUUAUGGAUCUCUCUUUAGUACAAUACAGGCACUAGUUGAAGAGGGAGAUGAAGUAAUAAUAAUAGAGCCAUUUUAUGACUGUUAUGAGCCAAUGGUAAAGAUGGCGGGUGCAAAGCCUGUUUUUAUCCCACUCAGAUGUAAAAAUGAUGGAAGCUCUGCAUCUAGUGCUGAUUGGGUCUUAGAUCCUGCUGAACUUGCAAAUAAAUUUAAUUCCAAAACAAAAGCAAUUAUUCUGAAUACUCCACACAACCCGAUAGGCAAGGUUUUUACCCGAGAAGAGCUCCAAGUAAUAGCUGAUCUCUGUAUUAAACAUGACACCCUGUGCAUCAGUGAUGAGGUGUAUGAGUGGCUGGUGUAUAAAGGGAAGAAACACAUUAAAAUAGCUACGUUGCCAGGUAUGUGGGAAAGAACAGUAACUAUAGGAAGUGCUGGAAAAACAUACAGUGUAACUGGUUGGAAGCUUGGUUGGUCCAUUGGUCCUGAGUACCUGAUUAAGCCUUUGCAAGUUGUUCACCAAAAUACACUAUAUACUUGCCCAACUCCAUUACAGGAGGCUUUGGCACAGGCAUUUUGGAUAGACUAUAAACGCAUGGAUGACCCAGACUGCUAUUUUCACUCCCUGUCUCGAGAGCUGGAAAGCAAGCGUGAUCGGAUGGCCCAGCUACUGAAAGAGGCUGGGCUAAAGCCUGUCGUUCCAGAUGGAGGAUACUUUAUGAUUGUUGAUGUUUCCAUGUUAAAUGUGGAUCUCUCUGAUGUAGAUGAGAAACAACCUUAUGAUUAUAAAUUUGUCAAAUGGAUGAUAGCAUCUAAGAAGCUGUCAGCAAUUCCUCUUUCAGCAUUCUGUGGUCCUGAGACAAAGAAACAGUUUGAAAAAUACAUACGUUUUUGCUUCAUUAAGAAAGACAGCACACUAGAUGCAGCUGAAGUGAUCCUGAAGAACUGGAAUAAACAGACAGGCUGAUUUUUCUUAUUAACUCUUCCAUAUGGUAUAACUAUCUAAUAUUAGGGUUUUUUUUAAUUGGAAAUUUAAGAAAAAAAUUACUUAAUACAGUAGAGAAUGAAUAUGACAUUGUAAAUAACUUUUUGCUGCUACCUGCUGAGGAGUUAAAACAAUGAUUUUCUGAAAUAUGUGUAAUGUAACUCAGAGGUUAUUUUCAGUCUUUUAAAAAUAAAUUGCUUUUCUCUUAAAGAAA
Molecule: messenger RNA, 1759 nt
Organism: Poecile atricapillus (Black-capped chickadee)
Lineage: Eukaryota; Metazoa; Chordata; Aves; Passeriformes; Paridae
Gene: KYAT3
Product: kynurenine aminotransferase 3
Exons: 16
Coding region: 139-1527 (462 amino acids)
Biological process (GO): biosynthetic process
Cellular component (GO): mitochondrion; cytoplasm
Molecular function (GO): L-kynurenine:2-oxoglutarate transaminase activity; pyridoxal phosphate binding
Source: RefSeq, a predicted model, not a curated record